AAUAGUUCGCGGAGCGGCGUCCUGCCUGCGCUAGCGGCGGCAGAGGCGGAGGCAGAGAGGAGAGGAGGGCGGAGGAGGCGGAGGAGGCUGCGGCAGAGAAGAAAGUGUCAGAGCCGGUUCGGCUUUAGAGUGUAGUGAAGGAUACUUUUCAUGGUGCAUGGAAGGAAAGCCAAUGCGCAGGUGUACCAACAUUCGCCCAGGAGAGACUGGUAUGGACGUAACAAGCCGCUGCACCCUUGGAGACCCCAACAAACUGCCAGAAGGGGUUCCCCAACCUGCCCGUAUGCCCUAUAUCUCAGACAAGCACCCUCGACAAACCUUGGAAGUGAUUAACCUACUGAGAAAGCACCGGGAGCUAUGCGAUGUGGUGCUAGUUGUGGGCGCUAAAAAGAUAUAUGCUCAUCGAGUUAUUUUGUCAGCCUGUAGUCCCUACUUCCGAGCUAUGUUUACUGGAGAAUUGGCGGAGAGCCGUCAGACAGAGGUCGUGAUCAGAGACAUAGAUGAGAGGGCCAUGGAGCUUCUGAUUGACUUUGCAUAUACCUCCCAGAUAACUGUGGAGGAAGGCAACGUUCAGACCCUUUUGCCAGCUGCCUGCCUCCUCCAGCUGGCAGAAAUACAGGAAGCCUGCUGUGAAUUCUUAAAGAGACAAUUAGAUCCUUCUAACUGCCUGGGCAUUCGGGCUUUUGCUGACACACAUUCUUGCCGUGAGUUGCUGAGGAUAGCAGACAAGUUCACUCAGCAUAACUUUCAAGAGGUAAUGGAGAGUGAAGAGUUCAUGUUACUUCCAGCCAAUCAACUCAUUGAUAUCAUUUCUAGUGAUGAGCUGAAUGUUCGCAGUGAAGAGCAAGUGUUCAAUGCAGUGAUGGCGUGGGUCAAGUACAGUAUUCAGGAAAGACGCCCUCAGUUGCCCCAGGUGCUACAGCAUGUCCGUUUGCCCUUGCUUAGUCCCAAGUUCCUGGUGGGCACAGUAGGCUCUGAUCCUCUCAUUAAAAGUGAUGAAGAAUGCAGGGUCAAGAGGAAGAGAAUGAAGAAGAGAGGACUGAGCCUCCAGUAUUCCAUUCCAGACUUGGUGGAUGAGGCUAAAAACUACCUCCUGUUGCCUCAAGAACGACCACUAAUGCAAGGACCAAGGACAAGACCACGGAAACCUAUCCGAUGUGGAGAAGUACUCUUUGCAGUUGGUGGUUGGUGCAGUGGAGAUGCCAUUUCCAGUGUUGAACGAUAUGAUCCUCAGACCAAUGAAUGGCGAAUGGUAGCUUCAAUGAGCAAAAGGCGAUGUGGAGUUGGGGUCAGUGUUCUUGAUGACCUAUUAUAUGCAGUAGGAGGCCACGAUGGAUCCUCUUACCUAAAUAGUGUUGAAAGAUAUGAUCCCAAAACAAACCAAUGGAGCAGUGAUGUGGCCCCUACAAGCACCUGCAGGACCAGCGUGGGGGUGGCCGUCCUCGGAGGCUUCCUAUAUGCUGUGGGGGGCCAGGAUGGUGUGUCUUGCCUCAACAUUGUUGAGAGGUAUGACCCAAAGGAGAACAAGUGGACUCGGGUAGCGUCAAUGAGUACCAGAAGACUCGGCGUGGCCGUGGCCGUGUUGGGAGGGUUCUUGUAUGCCGUAGGUGGCUCUGAUGGGACAUCUCCACUCAACACAGUGGAGCGCUACAAUCCUCAGGAAAACAGAUGGCACACCAUAGCCCCUAUGGGGACCCGGCGGAAACACCUGGGCUGUGCAGUGUAUCAGGACAUGAUUUAUGCCGUGGGAGGGAGAGAUGACACCACAGAGCUCAGCAGUGCUGAGAGAUACAACCCCAGAACUAACCAGUGGUCUCCGGUAGUGGCCAUGACAUCCCGCCGCAGUGGAGUGGGCCUGGCCGUGGUCAAUGGACAACUUAUGGCCGUGGGAGGUUUUGAUGGCACAACCUACCUGAAGACCAUCGAAGUGUUUGACCCCGAUGCCAAUACCUGGAGGUUAUAUGGCGGGAUGAAUUACCGUCGGCUAGGAGGGGGUGUAGGAGUUAUUAAAAUGACACAUUGUGAAUCCCAUAUAUGGUGAAUAUGUAGAAGACUGUCUUGAACCUGCUUCUCUGUAUUCUGGAGACCUCUGACUUUGAAGCUUUGUACAGCUUGAGAAAACAUUAGAACAAAUUUUAUUCUUUGCCGGUGCCUCAACAUAUGGGAAUGCAAAUCUGAUGACAGUGCUUCACCUGCAAGAUGCCACCUUUGCACAAUAAUUUCCAACUCUGUGCAGAAGAAUAUUUAUUUUUGGUUUUAACUUAUCAUGGUGUUUUGGUUUGGGGGUGUUUGGGGCUUUGUUUUUUUGUUUUUGUUUUUACUUAUCCUUCCUCCCAAGAAAAGAAGACAACGACUACAGUUCCAAGCAGCAAAACUUACUUUGAUUUUUAAGGUAUUAACUUAAUUUUGAAAAUACAAAUACUGAUAAGGGCAGAAGGGCUAUUAUGGUCUGGUGGUCAUAUCUACUGGACACUCCAUCCAUGUCCUCCACCACUUACCAGGACUCCCAGUGACAGAGAUGGGAAUGCACAGUGUGUGAACUACUCGUCAUUCUCAUACUCAGCACCACAAGACUUGAAAAUCUAAAAUAAAAAGGAAUCAUCUCAUUAAAUAGUACAAUUCAGAAGGAAUAUUAAAUCAUCAAAAGCAGGAGUCUAAUGCUGCAGUUUUCAUCAGUGGAAGUUUUCGUCUUAUUUCCUUCUAAUGGACUUGUUUUCAACUCUAGUUACUAAAGUCUUUUUUAUCAUAAUAUUCUCAUGGAGUUUCUGCUAGACCUAUACUUUGAUCAGUGCCUCUUAUAAAAAUGGGAAUGCAUCUCAUUUGCUGUCUUGAGACCCCCCAACCACAUGCAGCUCUGCAAGAGUUUUCACUCACAGACUCACCAGUGGAAGCCACUUCCCUUGCUGUUUCCUCAUUGCUGCCCAGGAUGGCAGGGAGAAAUGUCCUCUCCCCAGCAGUGAAUUCUGUUGAGUAAUUUACCCUUGAUACUCAGGCCUGGUGAAGCUGAGGCUUACCUUUAAUAACAGCCUCCAAAGGAAUGAAGUCUUCAGUUCACGCAAUCCACUGAGGCAUUUUAUCAAUAUCUGGGUUCUUUUACGCAAACUAUACAUCAUUAGCUUCACUCCAUAAGGCCACUGUAACUAUUUCUCUCAAAUUGCAUUUUCUGGUGAAAAGUUAAAAUUUUUAAGGAAAUAAAUGAUAUUCAGUGGUUAAAGUUUUUUUCCCUCGUUAUAUUCAUAGACCAAUUUUUUCAAUUAUUUUGCAGGAAAACCUUUGAAUAAGACUUUAACCGCACACUGGGCAUGGUGGUGCGCGUCUGUAAUCCCAGCUACUCGAGAGGCUGAGGCAGGAGGAUUGCAAGUUGGA
Molecule: messenger RNA, 3366 nt
Organism: Urocitellus parryii (Arctic ground squirrel)
Lineage: Eukaryota; Metazoa; Chordata; Mammalia; Rodentia; Sciuridae
Gene: Klhl20
Product: kelch like family member 20
Biological process (GO): Golgi to endosome transport; proteasome-mediated ubiquitin-dependent protein catabolic process; protein K33-linked ubiquitination
Cellular component (GO): PML body; trans-Golgi network
Molecular function (GO): type II interferon binding
Source: RefSeq, a predicted model, not a curated record